This is a messenger RNA of Geodia barretti, 531 nucleotides long. NCBI's taxonomy places the organism in Eukaryota, Metazoa, Porifera, Demospongiae, Tetractinellida, Geodiidae. The record is from the annotation of a GenBank genome assembly.
CACAUGCUAGAGGGUCUGGUACGUACAUUUUCUUGGUUGUGCUGAGUCACCAUGUUCGGAACACGGUUCGGAGUGUAUAUAUGGGGUGGGACAGAGGCAGGACUUCCCUCCAAAGAAGAUGGGGAGAGAUGGAGCUGAAGGGAGAGAAAUCUCUGGUCUGCAACUGCAACGAAGGCUUGUAGGCUCCAUGUCCACCUCGUCUCUCCGGUCUCCCGCGGCGCAUCAGCUCCUGGACACGGCCACCUCCGCUCCAUCCUCCAAGUCCUUGCGGCCGCGCCUGGUCUUCUGCUCCACCGCACCCGAACUAGAAAACUCGAGGAGGAAGGAGGAAAAGGAAGACGAAGGGGAGGAACAGGAUUCCACUCAGACGACUGAGAGCUUGAGGUCAGGGGCAUCGGAUACUCCGCGGUAUGGCUGAGUCCCUUCCCCGUACAGGGUUGCAGCUGAACUAUAGGCGCUCUGUUGUUGUGAUGCUGUGUUGCGAGUGGUCUUAUCCAACACAGGGUGAAGCGAGCAUGGUGGAAGCAGUGG